Molecule: messenger RNA, 1136 nt
Organism: Ruditapes philippinarum (Manila clam)
Lineage: Eukaryota; Metazoa; Mollusca; Bivalvia; Venerida; Veneridae
Exons: 4
Coding region: 171-899 (242 amino acids)
Source: RefSeq, a predicted model, not a curated record
CAGUUGAUUUGUGAAGAGGGUAUCACGCAUCAAUACCUUGCUUGUGUGCUUUAUGUCAGUUAUAUUCGAUCUGGCACCGGAAGAAAAUAUAUUACAUUUAUUACUUUAUUUAACUUGUGAGUAUGGACAAUGUGUGGGCUAUUUAGUUGAGUCAGAUUAUUCAUUUAACAAUGAUGGACUGUGGUGGAAAAAAGCCGUUGAUAGUUUAUGGGGUGUUACUAGCGUUACAAUUAGGUCUGGUGAUUGCCUUAUUUUACUUUGCGGCUCAAGGUAAAGGUCACAUGGAUGAGAGCGAGAAAGGAACGGACAUACCUUACUAUGCUGGAGCUUUUAUUGUGGCUGCAGUGAAUUGUUGUUUAGUGAUAUUUUCCAUUUUGUUGGUGGUAUUUUUCGUCUUCGAUAUAGACAAAGGUUCUGGUGCGAUUUUAUGUACAGUGUGCGUGUUUGUGUACCUGGCAGUUCCAGCAUUUAUUCUAGGAGUUAUAUUUAUAACUCUGUUUGGAAUUUCUAACUGCAAGAAGAAUGAGAACGUAUCAUAUGACAGGAAUGGUUUCUGUAGCUAUGAGACCAACAUUGACAACAACUAUAAUACAGCUGUACUCUGUUUGAUAAUGACGUUGAUGUUGUUUCUCACCAAUAUUGUACACAUGUAUUUAUUGUGUAAGUAUGACGGUGACCUGGAGGAUGACGAAGUGUAUAUAACGAGGGGUCACACCAGCCGGGCUAGUGGUGGAGGAAAGUCGUCACUCAACACGGGACGGUCAUCUAACAGCAAGGGUGGCAAUCGUACACUAAGAAUGAUGGUUCGAGACAGGAAAAUACGGAAUGAUGAACAGAAACAACGGAGAAUGGGCGUUCCUGAACACAAAAUUAACAAGAUGUUCAUGCCACGAUACUAAUCUGAUUUGAAACAUCAGACUUAAGUGAUAUUAACUUUAACAUACUCGAGUUUGGAUUACGUUUUGUGACGGACGCCAGGUUAAAAACAUUGUCCACAUACAUUGUCUUUCAUCAGGGUCUUUAAAUUAUUGUCAAUACCCCGCUUUUAUUUGUAAUAAAAUGUACAGAAUUUUUGUAGAAAAAAAAGUGCCGAUCUGUAAUAUGAUAUUGUUGUUAAAUAAACACGUUCAUUUGUA